Molecule: messenger RNA, 2570 nt
Organism: Struthio camelus australis
Lineage: Eukaryota; Metazoa; Chordata; Aves; Struthioniformes; Struthionidae
Source: RefSeq, a predicted model, not a curated record
AUGCCCUGUGUUCAGGCUCAGUAUGGGUCCUCGCCUCAAGGAGCCAGCCCGGCCUCCCAGAGCUACAGUUACCACUCUUCAGGAGAAUACAGCUCCGAUUUCUUAACUCCAGAGUUUGUCAAGUUUAGCAUGGACCUCACCAACACUGAAAUCACUGCCACCACUUCUCUCCCCAGCUUCAGUACCUUUAUGGACAACUACAACACAAGCUACGACGUGAAGCCACCUUGCUUGUACCAAAUGCCCCUGUCCGGACAGCAGUCCUCCAUUAAGGUGGAAGACAUUCAGAUGCACAGCAGCCAGCAGCACAGCCACCUCCCCCCCCAGUCCGAGGAGAUGAUGUCCCACUCAGGCUCCGUGUACUACAAGCCCUCGUCGCCCCCGACCCCCUCCACGCCCGGCUUCCAGGUGCAGCACGGCCCCAUGUGGGACGACCCCGGCUCCCUGCACAACUUCCACCCCAACUACGUGGCCACCACGCACAUGAUCGAGCAGCGGAAAACGCCCGUGUCGCGCCUCUCCCUCUUCUCCUUCAAGCAGUCGCCGCCCGGCACGCCCGUCUCCAGCUGCCAGAUGCGCUUCGACGGGCCCCUGCACGUGCCCAUGAGCGCCGAGCCGGCCGCGGCCCACCACGCCGUGGACGGGCAGGCUUUCGCCGUGCCCAACCCCACCCUGCUUUUUAAAAUGAAUUUCCAGUUCCAGGCUAGCCCUGACUACCAGAUGAGUGGAGAUGACACUCAGCACAUCCAGCAGUUCUAUGAUCUCCUGACUGGCUCCAUGGAGAUCAUCCGAGGAUGGGCAGAAAAAAUUCCUGGCUUCACUGAUCUUCCUAAAACAGACCAAGACCUGCUCUUCGAAUCUGCCUUCCUGGAGCUGUUUGUGCUGCGACUGGCUUACAGGUCAAACCCAGUGGAGGGCAAGCUUAUCUUUUGCAAUGGGGUAGUCCUGCACCGGUUGCAGUGUGUCCGCGGCUUUGGGGAAUGGAUUGACUCCAUUGUGGAAUUCUCCUCCAACUUGCAAAACAUGAAUAUCGAUAUAUCUGCGUUCUCUUGCAUCGCUGCCCUGGCUAUGGUAACAGAGAGGCAUGGGCUUAAAGAACCCAAGAGGGUGGAAGAACUUCAAAACAAGAUUGUAAAUUGUCUCAAAGACCACGUGACUUUCAAUAACGGGGGGUUGAAUCGCCCCAAUUAUUUGUCCAAACUCUUGGGGAAGCUCCCUGAACUUCGCACUCUUUGCACGCAGGGGCUGCAACGCAUUUUCUACCUGAAAUUGGAAGAUUUGGUGCCACCUCCAGCAAUAAUCGACAAACUUUUUCUGGACACUUUACCUUUUUAAGACUCUUCCCAUGCACUUACAUUGAACUUAAAAGAAACUCCACCUGCCUGAAGGGGGAUUCAUCUGGGCGCAAAGCAGCACCUUUGGGUGCCAGAUUCCCAUCCAAAAAAACUGUUGCUAACUUCCUGCAGGCAGAACAUGAAUGGGCAUUUUGGCUCUGGGGCAUCAUGGAUUCAGAUCACGGACUACACAAUUACCAUGGUAUAAACUUUUUAUUAUCAGCUUAAAAAUGAUUUAUUAUUAAGGACUUCUGAUUAAAAAGAUGAACAUAUCUGGCAACGCCGGGUGCGCAGCUAAGACUCAUAUGAUGACAAAAGUAUUAAAGUGACCCACAAGUCUCACCCUCUUAAAGUUUUCUGCUGUAAAAGAAAGCUGUAAUAUAUACUAAAACCUAAAUGUUGCGUGGGUGGCAUGUCAUUAAAGGAGGCAGAGGCUUGCAAAUUUAUCAGUUUGGCUUUUUAAAAAUUAUUCUGAUUAUUCUGUGCCUAUUUAUGAAUAAAUACGGAAAACAAUACUAAAAAAAAAAGAAAAAUAGAAGCUAAACAUGUUUGCAAAAAAGGAGGAAAAAAAUCACUCCUUAAAAGGAAAGCAUGAUGAUUCUAGGGUGACAAUGUUAUAGGCACUUGCUAUUUCAGUAAUGUCUAUAUUCUAUAAAUAGUAUUUCAGACACUAUGUAGUCUGUUAGCUUUUAUAAAGAUUGGUAGUUAUCUAAGCUUCAAACAUUUUCUCAAUUGUAAAAUAGGUGGGCACAAGUAUUACAAAACCCGAAAUCCUCGACAAAGGGACACAUAGUGUUUGUAAACACCGUCCGACAUUCCUUGUUUGUAAGUGUUGUAUGUACUGUUGAUGUUGAUUAAAAAAAGAAGUUUAUAUCUUGAUUAUUUUGUUGUCUAAAGCUAAACAAAUCUUGCAUGCAGCAGCUUUUGACUGUUUCCAGAGUGCUUAUAAUAUACAUAACUCCCUGGAAAUUACUGAGCACUUUGAAUUUUUGUUUUGUUUUUUUUUUUAUGUCUAAAAUUGUCGGUUAAUAUAUUAUUUUAUGUUUGAGUAAUAUUUUUAAUAUUGCCAUAUUCUGUAAAAUUUUUCUUUGUAUAUUUCCAGUAUGGCACAUUAUACGAGUCACUGCCUUUUUUUCUAUGGUGUAUGACAGUUAGAAACGCUGAUUUUUUUUUUUUUUCCUGAUAACUCUUUCUUUGGGAAAGACAAUUUUAAUGUUUACAACAAUAAAACAUGUA